Molecule: messenger RNA, 2484 nt
Organism: Populus trichocarpa (black cottonwood)
Lineage: Eukaryota; Viridiplantae; Streptophyta; Magnoliopsida; Malpighiales; Salicaceae
Product: probable L-type lectin-domain containing receptor kinase S.7
Exons: 1
Coding region: 266-2260 (664 amino acids)
Biological process (GO): protein phosphorylation
Cellular component (GO): plasma membrane
Molecular function (GO): ATP binding; protein kinase activity; carbohydrate binding
Source: RefSeq, a predicted model, not a curated record
AAACAAAAGGUCCAGAAACUGAGACCCAUUGUCAGUUAUUAUUAUUAUUUGUUUGGCCAAUCGAUGAUCACCCACGCUCCCAUGUCUUUCAACCGUUUAAACCCCAUUUUCCCACGAACCCUCCUUCCUCCUCGUCAAGUCCUCUAGUCUUUCAUCCUUCAAGAAAGCAAAACAAGUCUUUACUGUCUACCAUUCUUCAUUUUGUUUCUUCGUUGAACUCUCUCUUAAAACUUGGAAAACAAUAGAGAAUCAAGAUUCAGUGGGUAUGAGUCCAAGAAAGAUACAUUUUUGCAUCUUCCUCUUCGUUCUCUUUAGCUUCAAAGACCCUCCUUUUGUGUUAGCAAGUACUAGGAAUGUAAGCCUUGAGUUCCCUUCUUUCAAUCUCCGUAAUCUCACUCUCCUCGGUGACUCUUAUCUCCGAAAUGGUGUGAUUGGCCUCACACGUGAUGUCACAGUGCCUUCUUCAAGUUCAGGCACUGUAAUCUACAACAACCCGAUUUCAUUUUUUGAUCAAGAAUCCAAUACCACAGCUUCUUUCUCAACAAGGUUCAGUUUUUCUAUCCGUAGUGCCAAUGAAAACUCUUUUGGUGAUGGUUUGUCCUUUUUUCUUUCACAAGAUAACCAAACUCUUGGGAGCCCUGGAGGGUACUUGGGUCUUGUUAAUUCUUCUCAAUUGACCAAGAACAAGUUUGUGGCUAUUGAGUUUGACACCAGGCUUGAUGCCCAUUUCAAUGAUCCGAAUGACCACCAUAUUGGUUUAGAUAUUGGUAGCCUCAAUUCAAUCAAGACUGCUGAUCCAAUUUUGCAAGAUAUUGAUUUAAAGAGUGGAGAUUUGAUCACUGCUUGGAUUGAUUACAAGAAUGAUUUGAGGGUCUUGAAAGUUUAUAUGAGUUAUUCAAGUUUGAAACCAAUAAAUUCCUUACUAACUGUGCACAUUGACCUCUCUGAGUAUCUUAAAGGUGAUAUGUAUGUGGGGUUUUCAGGCUCAACAGAAGGAAGCACUGAGCUUCACUUGGUUACGAAUUGGAGCUUUAGAAUCUCAGGUUUCCUUCCUCUGAGCCCAAAUUCAGAUCCUUAUAAUGUAUCUGAUAGUUCAGUGACGGUAACAACACCUGUUAUUCCUAUAUCAAAUGCUGCAAAUAAACGUCACAAGAGCCUUGGUUUCGGUCUUGGGAUUACUGGUCCGGCUAUCUUUUGUACGUUCCUGGUGGCUUUUGGUUAUAUUUCUUUCAGGAAGUGGCAGAAGAUUGAAAGAGUUAAGAGCCUGAAAGCAGAGCUAAUGACAGGGCCAAAGGAAUUCAGUUACAAAGAGCUGAAAUUAGCCACAAGAGGGUUUCAGUCAAGCAGAAUAAUAGGUAGAGGUGCAUUUGGGAAUGUCUAUAAGGCCUUCUUCAAAUCUUCGGGUACCAUUGCUGCAGUGAAAAGAUCGAAACAUUCCCAUGAAGGUAAAACUGAAUUCCUUGCUGAAUUGUCAAUUAUAGCCUGCCUGAGGCACAAGAAUUUGAUUCCACUACAAGGUUGGUGUGUUGAGAAGGGUGAAGUGCUGCUUGUAUAUGAAUUUAUGCCUUAUGGGAGCCUUGAUAGGAUGCUAUAUGAAGAAGGAUCUGAGCGUGAAAUAUUUUUAAAUUGGGCACAUAGGCAAAAGACAGCAGUUGGCUUGGCCUCUUCGUUAACAUAUUUGCAUCACGAAUGCGAGCAGAAAGUCAUUCACAGAGAUAUAAAGACUAGUAACAUAAUGCUGGAUGGAAACUUCAAUGCAAGACUGGGUGAUUUUGGAUUGGCAAGGAUAAUGGAGCACGACAAGAGUCCUGUGUCAACGCUUACUGCAGGAACAAUGGGGUACUUAGCUCCUGAGUAUCUUCAUUGUGGGAAAGCCACUGAGAAAACUGAUGUUUUUAGCUACGGAGUGGUGAUACUUGAACUGGCUUGUGGUAAGAGGCCCAUUGAGAAAGAACCAGUUGGCCAAAAAAUGGUGAAUUUGGUUGACUGGGUUUGGGGAUUGUAUGGUGAAGGAAAGAUCAUUGAAGCAGCUGAUAGCAGGUUGAAUGGAGAGUUUGAGGAGGAAGAAAUGAGGAAGCUGUUACUUGUGGGUUUGAGUUGUGCUAAUCCGGAUGACACGGGGAGGCCUACCAUGAGGAGAGUCCUUCAAAUCCUCAAUGGUGAGGCUGAGCCUAUUGCUGUGCCGAGGAAGAAACCAAGCCUCACGUUCUCUUGCGGCUUGGCAUUCACGCUUGAGAACAUUGUUUCUGAUUGUGACUAGUCUCAUAUGAGACAUUAUAGCUAACUCAAGUCUUACUGAUUGUUUGAUUCCUUCAAUUUUUCUCCUUUUGUUAAAUUUGUUAGUUUGUUUUCAGUGGUCAGAGACCGUAGGGUUUCUUUCGGCCUUAGUUCAAAACUAUUGUAUUGAACUAUGCAGUCUCUGCUAUAUCUUGUAACGCUUUGAAUGUGUAUUUGAUCUUUUCCAUCAUCAAACAAGUUUUUUCA